Odocoileus virginianus texanus is the source of this 1520-nucleotide messenger RNA. The record is from RefSeq and is a predicted model, not a curated record. Lineage: Eukaryota; Metazoa; Chordata; Mammalia; Artiodactyla; Cervidae.
GCCCCCAGCACUUCCUAGUCCCUGGCCAGGUCCCCCAGCCCGGAGCUGGGAUCCUGCUGAAUGCUGUGAGGCCAGAUCCUGGCGCGGGCCUCUACUCUGUCCCUGGACUCGGGACUGGACGCGGAGAACGGGGCGCUGUCUCCCAGGGUCCCCACCCUCAGCCAGGCGGGUACCACGGCAGGGGCUGAGCCAGCCUCAUGGAAGGGAGAGGACCAUACCGGAUCUACGACCCUGGGGGCGGCGUGCCUCUGGGAGAGGCGUCCGCAGCUUUUGAGCGCCUAGUGGAGGAGAAUUCCCGACUGAAGGAAAAAAUGCAAGGGAUAAAGAUGUUAGGGGAACUUUUGGAAGAGUCCCAGAUGGAAGCAUCCAGGCUGCGGCAGAAGGCAGAGGAGCUGGUCAAGGACAGUGAGCCACUCCCACCGCCAUCUCCCUCUUUGGCCUCCUUCAGUGACCUGGCUGAGCUCGCAGGAAAGGACACAGCUGUCCCAGCAACCCCUGCUGACCCGGCACACCCAAGCGACAAGCCAGAGCCAGUCCCCAAACCUCCAUCCAGUAACACCUCCUCUGAAUUUGAACUGGUCCCCGCCGAGGGUUCUUCUUCACCGGAGAGCAGCGGCCACACCAGAAAUACGAUGGAGCUGGGCCCCCUGCCCCAGGAGGACAGCAACCUGAUGCUGCACCUGCAGCGCCUGGAGACCACCCUGAGCGUUUGCGCCGAGGAGCCCGACCACAGCCAGCUCUUCACGCACCUGGGCCGCAUGGCCCUCGAGUUCAACCGGCUGGCCUCCAAGGUGCACAAGAACGAGCAGCGUACCUCCAUCCUACAGACGCUCUGUGAGCAGCUUCGGAAAGAGAAUGAGGCCCUGAAGUCCAAGCUUGAUAAGGGCCUGGAACAGCGGGAUCAGGCUGCUGAGAGGCUGCGGGAGGAAAACCUGGAACUUAGGAAGUUGUUGAUGAGCAGCAGUAAAGAUGGUACCUCUGGGCGACCAGGCUCACCAAAGAUGGAAGGCGCAGGCAAGAAGGGGGCGGCGACACUGCAGCAGACUGAUGCUGUGGAUUUGGACAAGAAGACCACAGGAGUGACAUCUUGUAACACGUCAAGGGCUGGUGUGACGACAGGUAAAACCCCAGAGCUGGGGGCCCUGGGUGCGGCUGAGAAGAAGGUGAGGCUGCUGGAACAGCAGCGCGCAGAGCUGCUGGAAGUGAACAAGCAAUGGGACCAGCAUUUCCGGUCCAUGAAGCAGCAGUACGAGCAGAAGAUCACAGAGCUGCGACAGAAGCUGGCAGACCUGCAGAAGCAGGUGACCGACCUGGAGGCCGAGCGGGAGCAGAAGCAGCGCGACUUUGACCGCAAGCUGCUCCUGGCCAAGUCCAAGAUAGAAAUGGAGGAGACUGACAGGGAGCACCUGACCGCAGAGGCCAAGGAGCUGCGCCAGAAGGUCAAGUACCUGCAGGACCAGCUGAGCCCCCUCACCCGGCAGCGGGAGUACCAGGAAAAGGAAAUCCAGCGGCUCAACAAG